Molecule: messenger RNA, 1056 nt
Organism: Racocetra fulgida
Lineage: Eukaryota; Fungi; Glomeromycota; Glomeromycetes; Diversisporales; Gigasporaceae
Source: the annotation of a GenBank genome assembly
AUGGAACUGACUGGCACCGCUCAACAAGCACAAAGCAAGGAUGCAGACGAAAAAGCUAGUUUUUCUGCCGAAUGUAUCGCCUGCAAAAAAACCUACUAUUCUGAAAAUGCUUAUGCUAAUCAUUUGCGAUCUAAUAAGCAUAAAGUCGCAGAUUUGAAAGCUGCGCAAGAAGGUGAUUUCUUAUUAAUCAAACUAAGAAUAGUGAAUAAUAUCAAAGCAUGUAAUAAACUAAAUAGCUUUCAAUUAAUAGGAGGUGCGCUGGCGAAAAAAACUACGCUGAAUGUUCGUAAAGACGAAAACAUUCAGGAAGAGAUUAAAUUGACUGAAGUCGAUUGUCUUUUCUGUACACAAAAAUCUGAGUCUUUCGAAAUUAAUUUGACACAUAUGACCAGAGCCCAUAGUUUUUUCAUUCCAGAAAUAGAAUAUUUAGUCGAUCUUUAUGGAUUAAUCAAAUUUUUAGGAGAGAAAAUUGCUGUUAGAAAUUUAUGUUUAUAUUGCAAUGGGCGAGGUAAGGGCCUAAAAAGUCUUGAAGCUGUUCGGCAACAUAUGAUAGAUAAAGGGCACUGCAAAAUUGCUUACGAGAGAGAUGAAGAUAUAAUGGAGGUUGUAGAUUUCUAUGACUUUACAUCCAGUUAUCCAGUCGAUGACGGAUCGGAAGUAUGGGAGAAUAUUGAUGAUGAAUGGGAAGAUAUUGAAGAAGGUAUUGGCAAUGAGAAUCAUGUCAAUUUUUCAAAGGGCGGCUUAUUGGACGAAGAUGACAUUGAAUUAAUAUUACCAUCUGGUGCACGUAUCGGUCAUCGUUCAAUGCGAAGAUAUUAUAAACAAAACUUGCGUCCCGAAGAGCAUAGAGAUUCUAUAAUUAUAAACCGUCUUAUUACUCAAUAUGGCGACUAUCAUCGACGCUCUGGAGGUGUUCUUAUUGCCAAAGGUGGUCAUGCAAAGCAUGCACAAUAUUAUAUCACAACUUUACAAGAUAAACGUCAUCAUGAUUUUGAUACACGUAUUGGUAUUAAGGCCAACAAACUACAACGCCAUUUCAGGGCCCAAAUAUUGUAG